AUGUCGGCGUACUCCCCUGUCUGUUUGGCUCUGCUGUCCCUCCUCCUCGCUCCAGCACUUGGCCAGCUCGACCUCAACCGCUUGGAUGGUGAUACCGUCUGCCCACCAAUGAGAAGCGGACAAGAUGACCUUCCAGGUUUUGAUCUGAUAACCCAGUUCCAGCUGGACGUGGUCCCUCUGAAAGGUGUGAGGAAGGUGGACGGGUCCACUGCUCUCCAGGUGGCCUAUCGCCUCGACAGGGAGGCCAACUUCCAAAUUCCAACCAUGCUGAACUUUCCUCGUGGUUUCCCUGAUGAGUACUCCUUCAUGGUUACCUUCCGCAUGAUCAAAAACACAGUGAAUAAGGUGUGGAACGUCUGGCAAGUAGUGGAUGAAGACGGCAACAAACAAGCCGGACUGAGGCUGAAUGGUGACCAGCAGGCCCUGGAAUACUUCCUAAUGGGUGCUGAUGGCAACCUGCAGACCGUCACCUUCCCUGGCCUUUCUGUGCUCUUCAACACCAAGUGGCACAAAGUGAUGAUUGGGGUGGAGCGUGACCAGGUCACUCUCUAUGUGGACUGCCAGCCUGUGGAUAAGAAACCCAUCAAAGGAAAAGGCCCUAUCAACACAGAGGGAGACACUCUCAUCGGCAGGUUGGAUGCUGAUCCCGACGCCUCUGUAGUGUUUGAACUCCAGUGGAUGUUGAUUCACUGUGAUCCAAAGAGAGCCCAGAGAGAAAGCUGCAACGAGCUGCCUGCCACCGAGAUGUAUGCCAAUGCUGAGCCUGACAAAUCACUCCAAGGCCCCCCAGGACCCCCUGGCCCAGAAGGCCCUCGAGGCCCUUCAGGAGAAAAUGGCAGGGAUGGAAGAGAUGGUCUUCCAGGUUCUCCUGGCAGCCCAGGCACUCCUGGCAGCAAAGGGGAGCAGGGAGAGAUCGGUCUUCCCGGACAGAGAGGACUGCCUGGCCUUCCAGGAUCUGUGGGUGCAUCAGGUCCUAUGGGUCCAAGAGGGCCUGUUGGAGAGAGAGGACUUCCUGGCUUUCCAGGACCUCCAGGUCCUCCGGGCCCAGCAAGUGAAGGACCAGCAGGACCACCAGGGAAACCAGGAAUCCCAGGAGAUGAAGGAAACAUUGGGCCUGAGGGACCACCAGGACCUAGAGGAACACCUGGCACUGCAGGGCUUCCUGGCCCUCCUGGUCCACCAGGGCCUGUGGGACCGCCUGGUGCCAGCAAUGAGGGAAGUGGGGAACCUUGUCCUGCUUCCUGUCCUGCUGGACCCCGGGGGUUGAAUGGGCUACCAGGGAUGAAGGGGCACAAAGGUGAAGAUGGGGUGCCUGGAAAGGAUGGAAUAAAUGGAGAGAAGGGAGAUACUGGAGAACCAGGACCUCAGGGGCCUCCAGGUCGCAUGGGAGAUGAUGGGCAAAGAGGGCCUAUUGGAUUCCCUGGAACUCCUGGAGAAAAAGGAGACAAAGGUCCACCUGGAUUCAACGGCAUCCCAGGACCAACUGGCCCACCUGGAGCUCCUGGUGUGGAGGGAAUCCGUGGACGUCCAGGUUUGGAGGGGCCUAAAGGUGAAGAUGGAGCUGUGGGACCCCAAGGAGAGCAGGGUCCUCAAGGGGAGAAGGGAGAGACUGGAGAGCCUGGAACAGAUGGCUUAGAUGGUCUUCCUGGAGCUGAUGGAGCCAAGGGUGAGGCUGGUACUCCUGGAGCUGUUGGUGUCAGGGGGAUUGUGGGUAUUCCUGGGCUGCCAGGGAAGCAGGGAGUAGUUGGACCCCCUGGUGCAAAGGGCGAUACUGGAGCUGAGGGCCCCAUCGGUCCAGUAGGACUUCCUGGAAAGACUGGUGAGCCUGGUGUAGAUGGAGAAGAUGGGAAACCAGGAGAAAAAGGAUCAACUGGUGAGACAGGAAAACAAGGACCUGUGGGGCCUGCAGGUCCUCCAGGCAUACAGGGGGAUAAAGGAGACAAAGGUGAGACUGGUGCCCAAGGAAUGAAGGGUCACACUGGACACAAAGGUGAUCAGGGGCCUAUGGGACCAGAGGGACAAAAAGGAAGCCAGGGUGACCCAGGUAUAGCAGGAGAUAUCGGCGACAAGGGAGACCAAGGCCCUCCUGGUGUUCCUGGAAUCAAAGGAGAGCGAGGUGAAAAGGGCACGAGAGGAGCUACAGGAGAUGCAGGCAUGCCAGGACAGCCCGGACAUGAAGGUUUGGCUGGUCCAAUAGGAGCUCGGGGGCUGGAGGGAGAACCAGGCGUUCCAGGACCACCAGGCCCCAGGGGUCUACCUGGACCAAAAGUCAGUGAUGAGAAGCUUCGGGAGAUGUGCUCAGCUGUGGUUGAAGAACAAUUAGCAGAGUUUAUGAAAGAGUUACUGAAGAGGCCUGCAGCCAUUGGUGCUCCUGGUACUCCUGGACCUGCAGGACCUCCUGGCCCCCCUGGAGUGGCUGGAGCGGCAGGAGCAGCAGGAGCCCCAGGUCCAGCAGGUCCCAAAGGCCAUCCUGGCUUCUUUGGACUCCCGGGCGCACCGGGCAAGAAGGGUGAUGCUGGAGAGAAGGGAGAAAAAGGAGCCAAAGGAGAGGACGGGGUAGGAAUCAAAGGGAGUCCAGGCGCCCCAGGUGCACCAGGUGCCCCAGGUGCUCCUGGCAUCGGCAAGGAUGGCAAAAAUGGAGAACGGGGAGAGACAGGAAGUCCUGGUGCCCCAGGAGCAGCCGGUCCAAGGGGUCCUUCAGGGCCACCAGGCCUUUGUGAUCCAUCAACCUGCAUUAACAGACUUCCACCUCUCUAUAUGGUCAGCGGAAAGAAGUCUGCUGGCUACAAAAACUAA
Molecule: messenger RNA, 2796 nt
Organism: Cheilinus undulatus (humphead wrasse)
Lineage: Eukaryota; Metazoa; Chordata; Actinopteri; Labriformes; Labridae
Product: collagen alpha-1(IX) chain-like
Exons: 37
Coding region: 1-2796 (931 amino acids)
Source: RefSeq, a predicted model, not a curated record